This is a messenger RNA of Triplophysa rosa, 3365 nucleotides long. It is a transcript of the gene pcdh8.2, whose product is annotated as protocadherin-8. The coding region runs from base 175 to 3078 and encodes 967 amino acids. Gene Ontology annotation, molecular function: calcium ion binding. The record is from RefSeq and is a predicted model, not a curated record. NCBI's taxonomy places the organism in Eukaryota, Metazoa, Chordata, Actinopteri, Cypriniformes, Nemacheilidae. Gene Ontology annotation, biological process: homophilic cell-cell adhesion. The transcript has 3 exons. Gene Ontology annotation, cellular component: plasma membrane.
UUGGUGCCUUGUCUGUCACGGGAGGGGUGAGGGAGAAGCGGCACACGAGUGACUCGCGCUACAGUUCGGAGAACCUGAUGAACAGCAGGACUAGAAACGAGUCUCCAACAAGGACAGACGCGCGCGGCGCUUUGUUCGCUCUAUCCAAACAGUGAAGGCGAAAUCCUACUCAAAAUGGAGCAAAGACUUUUGUUCGUGUGGAUAGUUGGAAUGACACUAAUUUGCAUUUUGGUUGUGUCAGACGUUGUGUCCGAGGAACGAACGGUGAGAUAUAAAAUAUACGAGGAGGUUCGUCCGCCUACGGUCAUCGGAACGCUAGCCAGCAAUGUAACCUGGACCCCGGACAAAACCCGGACCUUUCCCGGAAUACGGUUUAAACUGAUGAGUCCAUCCCCUGGCACCUUUAUCCGAUUUAGAGAAAGCGACGGAAGGCUUACGGUCGAGGAGCGCAUCGACCGGGAGCGCGUGUGCAAGCGAAAUCCGCGGUGCGUAAUCACGUUUGAUGUGGCUUUUGUGUCCGCCGAGCAGUUCGAGCUUUUCCACGUCGAAGUGGAAGUGAUGGACGUCAACGACAACUCGCCGGAGUUUCCGCGCGCCGAGUGCACCAUCGAUAUCUCCGAGAGCGCGGCGGUGGGGACGCGCAUCCCUUUGGACGCAGCCGAGGACGCGGACGUGGGCUCAAACUCCAUCCAGUCCUACCACAUCACUGAAAACACUCACUUCAGCAUCGAUGUCAUUACGAGGGUGGAUGGGGUUAAAUAUGCGGAGCUGGUGCUAGUGAAGGUGCUGGACCGAGAAAGUCGCGCGUUUUACGCACUAAAGCUCGUGGCGACGGACGGAGGACAUCCUCCGAAAAGCGGUUCCACCAAUGUGACCGUAAAAGUCAAAGACGCCAAUGACAACAGUCCGGUUUUUGACCAGAGCCAUUACUCUAUCGAUUUGCCAGAGGAUGCGCCCGUCGACUCUGUCGUAUUGGAUUUAAACGCCAUCGAUCCGGAUGAGGGUCUAAGCGGGGAGGUUGUGUACGAACUAGGCAAGCAAGUUACAACAAAGAUAAGACAACAGUUCAAAAUGGAUUACAAAACGGGACAGUUGACUCUGCGAAGUCCUGUCGAUUACGAGGACGAGACUACGUAUGAAAUCGACGUGCAAGCCACCGAUUUGGGACAAAAUCCGGUCCCUUCCGUGUGUAAAAUUAUCGUUAAUAUAGGAGAUGUGAACGACAACCCUCCCGAAAUAAUCAUCACAUCUAUCACACCUCUAAUAGAUGGCGUUGCGCACGUUAGCGAAGCGACAAGUCCAGACAUCCUGGUGGCUUUAAUAAGCAUCAAAGACAAGGACACUGGGGCGAAUGGACAAGUCAGCUGCACUCUUAACGGCGGACAGAGCAACUUCAGACUCAAAAGAGCUUACGAGGGCAGUUACACAAUAGUCACGAUGGCACCCCUCGACAGAGAAAAACUCCCGGAGUAUAAUCUGACUGUGGUGGCUGAGGAUUUCGGUGCGCCACCGUUACGCACGGUCACCAGUUUUAUCAUACGGCUUACAGACGUCAAUGACAAUGCCCCUGUGUUUAGCGCAAAGAUAUACGAGGGCUUUAUAGAGGAAAACCAACUGCCUGGUACCUACAUCACCACAGUGCUGGCCAGCGAUCGAGAUUCGGGUCUCAACGGGGAAAUAACCUACGAGCUUUUUGACUCGGACACCAACAGCGUCUCCAGGUUUGCCAUCAUGAAUCAAGCGGGUAACGUUUACGCCCUCCAAAGUUUCAAUUACGAGGUCGCAAAGAGGCUGGAUUUGCGCGUCCAGGCCAGUGACAGAGGAUGGCCACAGCUUCACACCAAUGCUGUUCUCGUCAUCAAUAUUGUUGAUCAGAACGACAACGCCCCCUCUAUUACACAGCCACCCCUUAACAAUGGCUCUGCCGAAAUCCAGCUGCCCAGAGACGCGCCUCCCGGGUACAUCGUCGCCCGAAUAACGGCGAAAGAUUUGGACGCGGGUUUAAAUGCCGAGCUCACCUACAAGCUUUACGACGGGGGGGAUUUUGGCUUCGCAAUCGAUCCCAAUACGGGGGAAAUAUACAUCAACCGCAAGAUUGCGCACGACGCGUUCGACAUAUGGAAAGUGUUGGUGACGGUCAAUGACAACGGACACCCGUCACUAACUUCAACAGCCACUAUUCAUUUCACUUUUACCGAGUCUGCGCCUUCAAACGGCAAUUUCUACGACGAAAGACAGGAGGAGGAGCCCAAACAUUGGAUGCUGGUUUUAAUACUGGCCCUGACGAGCUCUUCUGUGCUCUUUUUUGUUGUUUUGUCGUAUAUAUUAUGCAGAAGUCGCAGGAACGGACAGAAGAGACGCGCAGAGGAUGUUCCUUAUUCUAAAGAGAAUCACGCCGUGUCCGUGAUCUCUAACCAGACCGCCAAUGUGUUUGACGCGCACACGACUGUCAUAAACACUCCUGAAAAACUCCACAGCAGCGUGCAGGCGACUGCCGAAGCGUUUGAGGAAGCCCCGCAGACCUUCAAGAACAAAUACAGGAGUGUGGCGGGGGAAAUAGAUGGAUACUCUACUUUGCCUGGUUAUGGUAAAGAGACGGCACGACCCAUCACAGUAUGGAAAGGGAACUCGAUGAUGACCAUCGCAGUGAGAGAUCCACACAUAAGCGGGAAGGACAGUGGGAAAGGAGACAGCGAUGUGAACGACAGCGAUUCUGACAUCAGUGAAGGCAUGAAGAAAGACUACACUUCAUAUAAAGGUCUGUGGGCCUGCACCAGUGAGUGCCGUAUCCUGGGUCAUUCGGACCGAUGCUGGAGUCCAUCUGUAAGCAGAACCAGCGCAAGCGUUAAUCCCAGACAUCUGUCGACCUUCUCAAGGACACGUCCGUCCUCACAGGGCACGCUGCAGAGAAGCGGCUUUGAGACGGCCCUGCAGAGCCUCACGGAGGAUCAACAGACUCAAUAUGAUUACAUUCAUGUUUGCUCUCCACAGUCACAGAGACGACAAGAUAUCACAGUAUUCACACAUUCUACAGAAGCCAUCCAGACAAACAGUCCCGCGAGAUUUACAGACGCUUGAUACCUCAAUAUCAUGUCCGUGUAUAUACUUCGAUCCUCAACUCUAUUGUUUUGUAUAUAUAUAUAUAUAUAUGUGCAUAAUAUAUUUUAAACAGUGUUCUUUUAUCAUAGCAUGAUUCAAAUGAUUGUAAUGUGAUUGUGUUUGUAAUUCACUUUGUCACACAGCUGCACUACACAAUACAUAGCUUUUUUGCAGCGACAGUAUUCGUUUAAAGGUCCAGGUUACUACUUUUAUAAAUGAUGAUAUUUACUUGAACACGUUGUUUCUUUAAAAAACACGAGAAAUAA